CUGGGGCACCAGGGACACCUCCUGUGACCGGGUGACGAGCAGCGAGCCCCGGACCUCCCCGCGGACCUCUGUGCCUCUUCACCCACCCCCGCAGCAUGCGGACACCGACAGCGAUGAUCGUGGGGCUGGUCCUGUGUCCCUGCGGGCUCCUGCUGACGCUCACGGGCACACUGGCACCCAACUGGCGGCAGGUGAGCCUUAUACCCGACCAGCCCAUUGACCUCGUCACGGAGCAGGGCAUCUGGGACAUCUGCACGGAGAGGCAGAGCAGCCACAACCGCCUCUGCGGGCAAGCUGAUGAGCUGGGCUACUUCAAGCAGGUGCCUGUGCAGGUGGCCCAAGGGAUGAUGCCCUCCUCGCUGGUGCUCACUCUGGUGGGCUUGCUGGUGGCUGCCCUAGGGGUUCGCUGCUGGCAGGAGGAGCCACGGCACACGCUGGCUGGCGUGGCAGGGAUUGUGUUGCUCCUUUCAGGGCUGCUGAGCCUUGUGCCUGCCUCCUGGUACACCCAUGAGCUGUGGGCACUGCCCGCACCGGCUGGCAGCACACUGGUUGUAGGCUACAGCUUGGUGCUGAGCUACUUGGGAAGCUGCUUUGAGAUCCUGGGGGGGCUGGCCCUCGCCCUCAGCUUCCACCACUGCUGCAAGAAGCUCAGGGCCCCCAGCCUGCCCCCCAGCCCUGUGCUGGAGGCUGAGCCGUGCCCCACCACUGGGGCUUACCACAACCCCUGGGAUGUGUUGGAGGACGAGCGACAUGGACAGCAGGGGAGGAGCACCCUGCCUUGUGACUCUGACUUGUAGGCCUAGCACAGGGGCAGCAGUGGGCACUGUACCUGCCUGGCACUGAGAGGUGCACUGGCUCCUGCCCCUCCAAGCCAUGCCCUUCUCUUGGGGUACCUCAGAGCAGGCUGGAAACAAAACCAAGGGCUUGGCUUGAGUCUCUGCAACCUCCUCAAAAGCCUGCUGUGCUCCAGGUCCCUCAGCUGUGCCACAGUCGUGCUGGGUUGAGGAUCAGCCCUGGAUGCAGUCUCUCCAUGCAGCUUUUGGCUUCUCCUGCACUGUGCAGCGGCUUGGGCAAAGGUAGCUCAAGUGUUCCCACGUGAGUGUUGUAAAUAAAGUUCAGUCAGCUGAAUCCUUUUAACUGUAUUCUUUUGUACGAGUAGUUUUGCUUAGCAUGAGUAGCUAACAUUGCUGAAGCCUUAAGCUGCAAGCUGCAACCUAGAGAAGUUGAACUUGUCUUGAAUUGUUGCUUAGUUAUGCAAAAGGAGUCCCUGAGACCAGUGCAAACUGGAAGAUAAGGAAGCCAUGACCAUCAGCAGGAGCUGUAACCUAUCCAGAUAAAAGCUGCUAACAACCUGCCUGGAGACAGAAGAAGAAUCCAAUAAGGAACAAGAAGUCUCCAGAACAAAAAUCACAGUUCGACCAAGAGGCAUGUGCAAGGCACAUGAAGAACAGGUACAUAGAUUGUAAGGGUAUAAAACCCCAGGGAUUUCAUUGUUCCAGGUGCCUCUCCAGAGGCACCCAGCUCAAGCUGUCCCUGUGGGCCUACCACUCUAUUAAAUUUUCUCCUGGCAUUGGAUGUCUGACACUCUGCUGCAGGAAACCUAGGGCAAAGACCUUUCUUUAACAGGUUGGUGACCCAGAUGGGAUCCUAGGCCACCACUUCCACACCCUCUGGUCUCCAUCCAACUGUUGGCAUUGGGUGAAUUCUGCUCCUGGGACCUUUGGAGCCAGAGGCAUGAAAGGGUGAGUAUUAAAAACUCUCUAAGCAAAUUCAGAAACAAUGCUGUAGUGAGUUUGAGUCCCUCCCUUGCUGCAGCUUGCUUAUGGGUGUGCAGCCUGAUCAGCAUUAGAUGCUCAUAGAAGGGGUUUGAGUUCCUCUUAGCAGUAAGAAAUAACAUCUUUUAGAUACAGACUAUUGACCAAGUCUGUGAUGAAGAUUACCUCUAUCCGCACAUAGACUUCUCUCUGAGAAGGAGUUUAGAAAGCAAGAUGGCCCUUUCUAAAUCUUGUGUCUCCCUGACAGCGUUUUUUUUCUGGUAAUGGUGAAUAAAUUUGUCAUAGAAAAGGGGACACCCUUGGCCACUGUAAUGCAAAAUUGGGGAAAGAUUUAUGGCACAGCUCAAUUGUCUGAGAAGCAUGCAGUGGCCCUGUGCUGGAAGGAAUGGCCAUUUAUUACUAGGGAAGCUGGUGGGGCCCCCUCGGCAAUUCGGCCACCCCAUGAAACAUUCAGUCAGUAAGACUCACUUCUUUACAACACCACUUAGAAAAUGAAAGCCCUUGUCAAAUGGAUUGUUGGUACAUGUGGGAUAAUUGGGCAUGGGCAAGGAGGCAUCCAGCCAAGGGAAGAGGAAUUAGACCUGGGGUAACAGUUGUGGUCAUGGACUUUGACUCCCCAAACAUGUCCCACCCCACCUUUUAUGUCUAAUGCUCUUUCUCAGUUUUCUGAUUCUGCUCUGCUGCCAGAGUCUGUCCUCUGACUUCUAAUGUAGUGCCCAAUCCUGCUGCCAUGUAACCAGGAGUGGCAGGUGGAGCCCCACCUGUACUGCAUGUAUUUACUAACCAACCUUGGAAUCCUAGUGACGGCCCUAUGGGGAAGUAAAAUGCUGAGACUCA
Neopsephotus bourkii (Bourke's parrot) is the source of this 2612-nucleotide messenger RNA. RefSeq names its product claudin 23 (gene CLDN23). Lineage: Eukaryota; Metazoa; Chordata; Aves; Psittaciformes; Psittacidae. Bases 96 to 797 code for a protein of 233 amino acids. The record is from RefSeq and is a predicted model, not a curated record. Gene Ontology annotation, cellular component: bicellular tight junction; plasma membrane. Gene Ontology annotation, biological process: bicellular tight junction assembly; cell adhesion. The transcript has a single exon. Gene Ontology annotation, molecular function: structural molecule activity.